AUGGCCUGCCACAGAGAUUAUGUUGAGUGGUACAUUGUUGUAGAAGAAGAGUUAUUCUACCAUUAUGUGCAAGUUGAACGACCUGCGUCUGUUAACAAAAAGGUUAUGUCCACUCUUGCAUUCCGUGAAACCCACGUAAUUAGAGGCAUGUCUGCUCUAACCGAUAAUUUCUUCCGACAACAGCUGCAUCUUGUGUUUGUUGCUGAGAUAUAUUUUGACAAAUUACCUUACUUCCUUCUUCAGUCCACAACUCAAGACGAGACAUUGAAAUCCGUUGGCAUCAUUGUACGGCUUUUGUUCUCUAUCUCAGAAAUGAUUAUCGUCUUCGAUGGAUUUGUACCCGGUAGUUGUGUAGAUCGUUUCACCCGUAUUCUGGUUCUAGUGGGGUAUCACAGGAAGACCAGACAGAUGGAAAUGGCACUGUGUAGAAUUACUAUGAAUUAUUUAUCGAUAAUCAAGUGUUUAAAGCAAAAGUUUGCGAAAUUCCUGAGAUUGGGUGAUAUUGAACUCAAUAUUCCGAUGACAACAAGAACAACCUUUAUGCUUGACUCUCGCAGCGGCCACAUCUUGGUGAUUUCAAUUCUCAGUGCGAUCGAGUUUGUCAAUCUCCGAUCGUAUCCAUUUCAGAAUGGGUACACUAUAGCGGACUACAGUAACAGCCCAUAUGUUGAUGGCAGUCAACAGGUUCCUUGCGUUGAGUUUUGGCUUCAAGAGAAGUUUGAGACGCUUCAAAUAUGCAGUGGUGACCUUGUCUUUCAUUUCUCUGUGAAAGAUAUUGUCCAGCUCCAGGAUCACAAGACAUACUUCAAUGAUUCCAACAAGGAAGGAAUUUCAACCAUGUUUCGUGGUCUGCUACCACAACAGCUCCUUUAUAGGAUCCAGUUAGCUCAAGACAUCAUCAGGAGGAACCACGUCCGGUUUCGGCCCCUACUCCUCUACCGUUUUGACGUGGCGGGGCCACCCCCUUUCGGAGGUGUCUUCAGCUCUGGUGUUGGGUGCAUGUCUUCUUUCACUGUUUGUGACUGUUCUAAUUCAACUGUGGGAUGUCCCUCGCUAUGGUUAUUUUCCAGUAUAUUCUGUUGUGUCUGGGGAGAGUCAUUCUCUUUUGGUACCUUAGAACUUGACACACUCACAGCCUUCAUCCAUGCUGGAAAAACCAUUAAAGAGAUUAACCUUCAUAGCUGCCGGUCGUUGCUGGGACGGUUCUGCGAGAGAGUUUCCAAGAAAAGACCCCUUUACACAACUGACUAUGCUGACAGUCGGACACAAACAAAUACAACCGAUGAUAUUGUGUUGCUCCUGAUUAGACGAAGCUAAUAAUUAUAUCGCAAUACUCGGGUUGCCUCAUUUAUUCUACCCAUUCCACGGCCAGCAGUAGAACUAUUUCACCUCCUGCAGAACUUACUGAACAUCCCCAUGAAUUUAUAUCCAGGAUGCGUGAGAGGAAGUUUGCUUUCGCAAUCCCACGGUUUGGGGUUCAGCACCCGCCACCUUGGGCAAGUGUCUUCGCCUGCUGACCCGGCUAGGCCAAAGCUUUCUGAGUGGAUUAGGUACAUGUUAAAAGACAGAAGCCCGUCGUGUGUGUGUGUGUGUGUGUGUGUGUCCGUCCGUCCUUGCUCUGACGUCACGUAAUAUAUAAGUGCCAAUGUCAUGCAAACAUGUCCAGCCAUGAGGAAACAUCAGCUUCUUUUGAAACAGGUAAGGGUUGGUGGACAGGAAGGACAUGGACAAUAAAACGACAAUAAUUAUGUUCCUUGCCCAAAAGAAAACCUAGUGAGGGCCCCAGUUGCAAUAUCUAUCCUGCUGUACCCUGCACACACCCCCAUUCCUCUGCACCCCCAUCUCUCCACCCUCUCCAAUAAAAUAAACUUGUUUUAUAUAUUUAAAAAAAUCACAAAUCACAUCUCACUGCAUUGAAAAAACGAACUCAGUGAUAAUGUAAUCCUUGAUACACUAUAGCUGACUAUAAGACACAAUGAUCAAUAUCAACAUCGUCAUCGUUUUAGUCCACUUUUCCAUGCUUGCAUGGGUUGGACGGAAUUUGACGAAGCAGAUUUUUUAUAGCUGGGUGACCUUCCUGUGUCCAAGCCUCACCCGUUUUCUAGCAAGACAAUAUCCUUCCCCGCCCCCACCACCUACCCAGCCGCCGGUCAAACAGGAUAGCCAUGGUUGGAAUGCUUUUUCAGGACUGAUUACGAGGCCAAACAACAACAACAUAUACUAGAAACAAAUGAAAACAAAAACUGACAAGAAAUUCUAAUUAAAAAAUAUUUCAAAAUACCUUUAUUUUCUCCAUUGUUGAUUAAA
Molecule: messenger RNA, 2307 nt
Organism: Octopus bimaculoides (California two-spot octopus)
Lineage: Eukaryota; Metazoa; Mollusca; Cephalopoda; Octopoda; Octopodidae
Source: RefSeq, a predicted model, not a curated record